AUGAAUCGAGAUGAUGUCGGAUUUGCGGUGCCGAUGCUACCCGUCAAUUAUGCAGCGGCGACGACGUCUUCUGUAGCAGGAACCACAAAUCCGUUUUGUGACGAUACGCAGGGAAAUAUCGCUGCGUAUCGACUCGAUACUAUCGAGAACAAGGGAUUCUACGAAUUCAAACAGAGAGCACUUGCACUCCAUCUGAGCAGGAGGCAUAGAAUCCAAUUCUCGAGGUUCCGAUUGUUUGAACUGACUAGAACAGACUAG
This is a messenger RNA of Caenorhabditis remanei, 258 nucleotides long. RefSeq lists its product as uncharacterized. The record is from RefSeq and is a predicted model, not a curated record. The transcript has 2 exons. NCBI's taxonomy places the organism in Eukaryota, Metazoa, Nematoda, Chromadorea, Rhabditida, Rhabditidae. The coding region runs from base 1 to 258 and encodes 85 amino acids.